AUGAGCCACCCAUCAUUUGAGAAGGAAAUAGCAGGAAGCAAGCAUCUUGGUGCUGGCUACGCACCUAGUCCUCUAAUAUCCUCGAAACUUGGGAACAAGCAACCUUCAAUCGACGAGCCCUCAAGCAAGAUGGACGUUGUUCAAACCGGUAUGGACAAGAUACUUGCAAAACUAGCUUCCAGUUCGCAGUCAGCUGGAAAGAAGACACCGUUGCCUCGAGGUAUUGCAGGGAAGGUCGAUGAUAAGCAGCCUUUGCAGAAUAUGGACCAAUCUCGCGAAUCACGCUCUAUCAGCAGCCCCUCUCAAAGAAGCAACCAUGAUCAGUCGAUUUUUGCUAAAGCUACCACGCACCAAGGUAUCAUGGUCUCCGCUGGAGCUCCCGGCAUGCUUGACAACAUGAACGAGAGAUCUGGAAUCGACGCAACUGAAAUGCUUCGUUUGCAACGAGAAUUAAUUGCAGCCAACUCGCGUAUUGCACAGCAAGAACAAGAAUUGGCAGAGACCCGCGUCAUCAAACACACUUUGGACCAAGCCCUUGGGCCACCAUCUGAAGCUGAAUUCGUUGAUCGCGACACCACCAACCACAACAUUCGGGAUUCUCAAACUGCGUUCAACGCUUCUGCAAAGGGGUUCAAACAGGAACACGAUAUUUGGACGCAAGAUGAUGCUCACUCGGACAUUUCUGAAUCUUUCUCCGCUGGAGCGUUCAAUGCAAACCGAAACUUGUGGGGGUUGCCUAGCCAGACGGCGUUUGGCAUCCAAGGCACCGACAAGGCCUAUCAUGGUGCUUCUCACGGCAUGCAAGAUCCUACAUCUCAAGCCUGGACGCAUUCAGGUAGCAACACGGGCAUGACUGCACCUGCUGUCCCUCAACAGCAGCGGAUCUUCUCAGGACCAUCUCCUGCUGUAGAUGGAAGGUUGAUAGGCGAACCCUCUUUCAUUGGGGGCAUUGGCCCUGGUUUACGACGCUCUGUCUCGCAGAUGAAUCGAGCACCAGCCUACUUUCAACCUGUGCCGUCGACAUGGGCAGCAUUCAACAACGCAGUCACAAACAACGCCGCUGCCAAGGCUUCUCUGAACACCACCUUCAAUGCCUAUCAGCAAGUUGGACUCAUUCCCAUACCUCAAUACCAGCCGCGUCCUAUUGGCACACCUCUAUCGCCUACAGCUGCCGAGUUUACCUCCAAUAGCCCAGGCCCCAAUCCCUGGCCAGCAAUAUCUACUGGAGGGGCCUCCUCGCCAACCUAUGUUAUGCCGAUGGAGCCACUCAAUUAUCGGCGCUUGCUUGACAAGAACGUGUCCUGUGACUGGAAGUACAUUGUUGACAAAAUUGUCGAUAACAGCGAUCAGCAGGCUUCCAUAUUCCUCCAGCAAAAACUAAAAGUGGGAACAGCAGAACAAAAGUUCGAUAUCAUUGAGGCAAUUGUGAGCCAGGCUUAUCCUUUGAUGGUCAACCGUUUCGGAAAUUUCCUUGUUCAGCGCUGCUUUGAGCAUGGAACCCCCGAGCAGGUUAUUGCAAUCGCCAAUUCCAUCAAAGGUAAUACUUUGAGUCUCAGCAUGGACGCUUUCGGUUGCCAUGUCAUCCAAAAAGCAUUUGAUUGUGUGCCCGAAGAGCACAAAGCUAUGAUGGUUCACGAACUGCUGCGACGCAUUCCUGAAACUGUCAUCCAUCGCUACGCGUGCCAUGUUUGGCAGAAGCUUUUCGAAUUGAGGUGGAACAACGAACCGCCUCAAAUCAUGACCAAGGUCAACGAAGCGCUUCGCGGCAUGUGGCACGAGGUAGCUCUAGGAGAAACCGGAAGCUUGGUGGUCCAGAACAUCUUUGAGAACUGCGUUGAAGAUGAAAAGCGUCCCGCCGUCGAAGAGGUACUGGCAAAUAUCGAUCUUCUCUCUCACGGUCAAUUUGGAAAUUGGUGCAUCCAGCACAUCUGCGAACAUGGUGUCCCCCGUGACAAGAAUCGUGCAAUCGAGCACAUACUUCUAUGGUGUGCAGACUAUAGCAUGGACCAAUUCGCUUCGAAAGUCGUCGAAAAGUGCCUGAAAAUUGGAGGACCGGAGUUUCUGGAUCGCUAUUUGGCGCGUGUUUGCACUGGGCGUGCAGAUCGCCCUCGUAUGCCUCUCAUCGACAUUGCUGGUGAUCAGUAUGGUAACUACCUGAUUCAGUGGAUUCUGGUCAAUGCUGCACCUCAUCAGCGCGAAUUGGUAGCUACCCAUAUCAGGAAGCACAUGGUCUCUCUUCGCGGCUCAAAGUUCGGUUCUCGUGUUGCAAUGCUGUGCUGCAAUCCUUCUCUCGCGACUCGACCUGGUCCUGGCGCGGGCCUUCAAGUGAAUCGAUUCACAACGCCAAACGAUGAACGCUUGCAGGCUGCAGGUACUUCUGGUAGCCGAUUCGGCCGUGGUAAUCACUGGACCCAGAACUAUCCACCGUUUCGCUAA
Talaromyces amestolkiae is the source of this 2436-nucleotide messenger RNA. RefSeq lists its product as uncharacterized. The record is from RefSeq and is a predicted model, not a curated record. The coding region runs from base 1 to 2436 and encodes 811 amino acids. Gene Ontology annotation, cellular component: cytoplasm. Gene Ontology annotation, molecular function: mRNA 3'-UTR binding. The transcript has 7 exons. Gene Ontology annotation, biological process: post-transcriptional regulation of gene expression. NCBI's taxonomy places the organism in Eukaryota, Fungi, Ascomycota, Eurotiomycetes, Eurotiales, Trichocomaceae.